UUUACACAGUUUUAUAUGGAUUCCUUCUGUUAUCUCAAUCCACCAUGACUUCACAUUGCCUUGUAAUCCUAACAAUUAGUCUCAUCUUUCCUCUUCCUUCUCUGGCUAGCAACGGUAAACUUGAAGUUUCUACAGUGGAAACAAACGAGUGGCAGACUGGCGUCAAAGCGAAAACCAUCAAGAAUGAGAAUGGAGUAGAAACUAGCAAUUACCUUGGAUCAUGGAAGGUUCAUCACAGACAUCAUUUCAGGAAUGCUCAUGGGAUUCUGAACAUGAUAGGAUGGGGAGCAUUUUUGCCCAUUGGAGUAAUUGUUGCAAGAUACUUCAGCAAAGCUCCCCUGAAAUGCGACGAAUGGUACAAUCUGCACAUACUCUGUCAGACUUCAGGUUACAUCAUUGGUGCAAUCGGAUGGGGUGUUGGGUUGUGGCUUGGGACUUCUUCCAAGCAACAGAGCACAAGUUUUAAAACGCAUAGGAUUCUUGGAAUCAUUAUAUUCACAUUGGCAACUCUACAAAUUCUUGCCCUGUGCCUGCAACCCAAGAGAGAAGGUGAUUAUCGCAGGUACUGGCAGAUAUACCAUCACCUGACAGGGUAUGCGUUGCUUGCUAUGAUAAUUGCAAACAUAUUUGAAGGGAUUCGUAAUCAAGCCCAUUCUGAGAGAUGGAAAUGGAUUUAUGUGGGAAUACUUGUAAUUUUGGGUUUUCUUGCAUUUCUAUUAGAAAUUUUAAGAUGGGUGAAGCCCAAAAUUCACCACCGGAUGGCUUUUCAUAUCAACAUUUGAUUUUUGUUCCACAUCAAAUAAAUUACAGAACAAUUGCAAUUAA
This is a messenger RNA of Jatropha curcas, 825 nucleotides long. Its product is annotated as cytochrome b561 and DOMON domain-containing protein At5g35735. NCBI's taxonomy places the organism in Eukaryota, Viridiplantae, Streptophyta, Magnoliopsida, Malpighiales, Euphorbiaceae. The record is from RefSeq and is a predicted model, not a curated record.